UUUUCAUUUCUUCCGGCUUAUUCACGUGCAGCUGAACUUUCAGAACGUCACGAGCUCAAUAACUCCUCUCAUAUUCAUAUUCAUCAGAGGAUUUUACAGUUGUCGUGGUCUCAUAUCGACGUUAAUAUCGUGAAAAGUGACGUUAAUAUCGUGAGACGUGUAACCGAAACGAACUCUUCCGGCUCGCGUUAGCAGCGUCCGCUGGGCUCAGCUGUCAUGGCUCCUCUCCGCGUGCUGUGCGUGCACGGGUACCGUCAGAACGGCGGCUCGUUCCGUGAGAAGACCGGAGCUCUGCGGAAGCUGUUGAAGAAACACGUGGAGCUGGUUUACAUGAGCGCGCCGCUCGACGUGCGAGCCGGAACUGAAGAGGCUCCAGAGAAGGAGGAUGGUUCAGGUCCUGGACCUGGAGGUGACGAAGACCCCAAGGGUUGGUGGUUUUCUGAUGUCCAGGCUCGGAGUUUCAGCGCCCAGCAGCAGUGUGAGGAAAGCCUGGGGCUUGAUGAGAGCGUGGCGGCUGUCAGAGGAGCUGUGAAGGUCCAAGGUCCGUUUGAUGGCAUCCUGGGCUUCAGUCAGGGAGCAGCUUUCGUGGCCAUGCUGUGCUCUCUCCAGGAGCAAAAACAGGAGCCAGAGUUCAGCUUCCGCUUUGCCAUCCUCGUCGCUGGUUUCCGUAGCGCGUGUAGGAAACACCAGACGUUCUAUGACACUCCCCUCCUGAUCCCCUCCCUGCAUGUGUUUGGACUGGAGGACCGAGUCAUCCCAGACAACAUGAGCAGGGAGCUGCUCCCCUCCUUCCAGGACGCUCAGGUUCUCACACAUCCCGGUGGCCAUUUUGUUCCUGCUGCGUCUGCUCACAGACAAACGUAUCAGGACUUUCUCAAGCGGUUCCAGUGAGAAAGAAACGUCGCAGAAACUCAUUCAGAGACUCUGGCACUUAAAUAUGGAAUGUUGAUGAUUUAAUGUUACUGUGAUGACAUAACUGAUUCCAGAGGCACUUUGACUUCAUGAUCUUUGUGCUCUGUUUUUUCCCCUCUGGUCUGAUCCAUCUAAAACAGUUGAGUGUCUACUGUCGUUCUCAGGGAAGACAUCAUGCAACAAACAAUAAAUGAAGUGAUGAUUGUUUAUUUAACGUA
Molecule: messenger RNA, 1130 nt
Organism: Larimichthys crocea (large yellow croaker)
Lineage: Eukaryota; Metazoa; Chordata; Actinopteri; Sciaenidae
Gene: ovca2
Product: OVCA2 serine hydrolase domain containing
Exons: 2
Coding region: 217-891 (224 amino acids)
Biological process (GO): response to retinoic acid
Cellular component (GO): nucleus; cytoplasm
Molecular function (GO): hydrolase activity
Source: RefSeq, a predicted model, not a curated record